UCGCUGCUUGCUCGCUGUGGGCUGCGCCAACAUGGCGGCUUUCUGAGUUUACGAAGAAAAAACUAAGGGUGUAAAUAAACAUACUGCACACCAUUUGCUCAAUAUACAUUAUUUUUAGCCCGUCUGCUAUUGAUGAGCUAUCGCACAGACCGGCAAAAAUGUCGAGUGACGGCGGUAAAAAGCAAUUUUGGAAAAGAAACACAGCGAAGGUGCCUGGCAGUAUACAGCAUGUUUAUGGAGCCCAGCACCCUCCAUUUGACCCACUUCUACAUGCUAAUUUGAUCAAAGCUGGAAACAAGCCCCCCUCGACGAGCACGCCAGGCAAGCCGAAAAAAGCCACCACCUUCCAGGAGUUUGAGAGCAUCACCAGCGACGCCUGGGACGUUGGAGAUGACGACGAUGAGCUCCUAGCCAUGGCUGCCCAGAACCUAAACAUUGAAGUCGUCAUGGAGACGGCCAAUAAGGUGAUAGAGAACCACAGCAAACUUCAGGAGCGAAGGCAGCAGCAGCAGCUGGACGAGGUGUUUGAGCCUGAGGAGAAAGAGGAAGAGGAGGGGCAUGAGGAGGAUGAAAAUGAGCAGGAGGAAGAAGAGGAGGCAGCCGAGACGACAGCAGAACUGUCCUUCAGCACUGAGCGCCUCCCACACAGAGACAGCAGGCUGGUGAAGUCCCACAGCGAAGCGCCCAUUGGCUCCCCAAAGGAGAUGAUCGGGGAGCGGGCUGCACUACAGAGACAACAAUCGCUCCCACAUCGGCCAGUCAUUCCACUGGUUGCCCGCAUGGCAGAUCAGAAUACGUCCGGCACCCCAGCCAUGACGGAGAGAGAGGCCUCCAGACUGGACAAGUUCAGACAGCUCCUGGCAGGCCCUAACACUGAUCUUGAGGAGCUGCGGAAGUUGAGCUGGUCUGGAAUUCCACGGCAAGUUCGUCCCAUCACAUGGAAGCUUCUCUCGGGCUACCUGCCUGCCAACGCAGAGCGCAGAGCCAGCACGUUGCAGAGGAAGAGGCAGGAGUACUUUGGCUUCAUUGAGCAGUACUAUGACUCCCGCAAUGACGAGCAUCACCAGGACACCUACAGACAGAUUCACAUUGACAUACCGAGAACUAAUCCUCUUAUUCCUCUCUUUCAACAAGCUUCUGUGCAAGAGAUCUUCGAGCGAAUUCUCUUCAUCUGGGCCAUACGGCAUCCAGCCAGCGGCUACGUGCAGGGCAUCAACGACCUUGUCACUCCCUUCUUCGUUGUUUACGUCUUUGAGUAUAUUGAGGAAGAGGUGGAAAAUUUCGAUGUUUCCAGCUUGCAGGAGGAGGUGCUGCGGAACAUCGAGGCUGACAGCUUCUGGUGCAUGAGCAGGCUGCUGGACGGCAUUCAGGACAACUAUACGUUUGCCCAGCCAGGGAUUCAGAGGAAAGUGAAGGCUCUGGAGGAGCUGGUCAGCCGGAUUGAUGAGACGGUGCAUCGACACAUGCAGCACUAUGAGGUGGAGUACCUGCAGUUUGCCUUCCGCUGGAUGAAUAACCUGCUGAUGAGGGAACUGCCCUUGCGCUGCACUAUCCGGCUAUGGGACACCUACCAGGCCGAGCCUGAAGGCUUCUCCCACUUCCACCUCUACGUGUGUGCUGCCUUCCUGGUGCGCUGGAGGAAGGAGAUUCUGGAGGAGAAGGACUUCCAGGGCCUGAUGAUCCUUCUGCAGAACCUACCCACCAUGCACUGGGGCAACGAGGAGGUGAGCGUGCUCCUGGCUGAAGCCUACCGACUGAAGUUCGCCUUUGCAGACGCUCCCAAUCACUACAAGAGAUGAGGCUGGCUGAGGGACCCCCACAGCACUGCUACUGAAAUGAGCCCCCACCGGCCCACCCCAAAGGCUCCUGAUUGCUACCCCUUCAUUAUGUAGAGUGUGUUUGUGGGAUUGAUUCCAUGGACAGCUCUCUCGCCUACCGUUCCUCCAAUUCUCUCUGUUCUUACUAACGUGAGCACUCCAGACGUCAACUGUCACCUGUCCAUCAAAAGAAAAGACUUCUCCUAAACCUCCUAAUAGACCCAAUCACUUUUUCCCCCUUCUAUGCUAUUGAAAUCCUGUUCCUAAAAAGGUAAGCCACCUAAUAGAUUUCCAGGCUAAGGAGGUGUUUUGUGUAGGCUGAUACAAUUUUAGCAGUUCAUUAGAAAACGCUGAGCUCUCCAGCCUGGCUUUAGAAGGAAAUACUGACACUGUGUGUAUGAGUGUGAGGAUAGUGAGAGGCGUCUCUAAUGGCACAAAUCUUCUAUACCAAGCGAAAAAAGCUUGAAUGUGCACUUCUGCACUCAGUGGUCUCCAUUGCAGAAGCGCCGUUACGGUUGCUGGUCAGGAGUGCACUGCAUUAAAGGCAAUAAUUAGGCAUUACUCAGACAGGAAGACAGAAUAUAGACGCUCAUCCAUACAGCCACAGAAGCUGUGCAAGAAUACUCCCUGCAAGUAGAAUCAAAGAACACUUUAUUUAAACCUAGGUCUACCUCAGGAGCCAGACUGCUGAACUGGCGGUGAGAUGGAAUGCGUUACUAGGGUGAAUAUAUCUGCCUCCGUGUUAGAACAAUAGCCAUGAUGUUCAUUUCCCUGAACACUUUACUGUUUAUUUUUUCUUUUUUUUAAUAGAUUAAACAAGAUUUGCCUUAAUUUGGCUACUCCAGUAGGCCUUUUUUUACUUCCAGCUUGCCAGCUAUGAAGCAGGUAACUACAUUUCCGGUCUAAGCAUAACAAAUAUCACAGUCAACAAGGCUGUAUGGGAAGUACAGCAAAUUGGGUUGCAAUUCUGGCUAAAAAAUUCAAAGCUGUAAUGGCUUCUAGUGAUACCUUAACAAGCCAGCAUACUUAUCACACAAUUAACUGAGGAGAAAAGAUUGUGUAGAAGACAAGUCCCCUUUAACCAUGUAGAGUUACAUAGAUGUUUUGUUAACUUGACAUCAAAGUUGACAAAAGCAGCCUUAAUGACAUUAGACAACGACUGUUGUAGUAAACCUAAAUGAAUUUUUAUGUAAGUUUGUCAGUUGUCAUAAUGAGUUUAUGUAGGUGUCAUGAAGCCUUAUGAACAUGACCUACAGCAAAGUGUUACCAACAAUCUCCUGGCGUUUUAUGGCCAAGGCCGAAUAUAUUCGAAUAAUAAUGUAUGUUUUCAAAUGCACUCCUCUGUGCUACCAGCUAAGCAUCCUGCUUUAAGGCAUUUAGUUAGGGCUGCCCUCAGUUCCAAACAAAAUGAGCCCUAUCAGUCUGGAAUACUGGCUGUUCUAUCACUUUCCAAUCAAGUACACGUGACAUUCACAGUGAAUCCAGGCAGUUUGAAGACUAGAGGAUCCUAAUUUUAAAGUAAAUUGAUAUGUUUACAUUUGCACCCAUCACUUGUUGAAGUUGUAAUGCAGUCAUCACUCAUGUCUGACCACAACUGGUAAGUUAAACUUCAGUUUGUUUAUUGAUAUUACCAUGUAGGACUUUUUAUAUUUUGAAAAUAGUAAUAAAAUAAAAUAAUAAAAUAUAAUAAAAUAAUUUAAUUGAUGCUACAGUGAUGAACCACAAUCUAUUUUAAUAAACUUUCCAAAUUGCCUGAAUUCACACUGACUGUAACGUGUGCUCAGGAAUCAGGAAUUGAAUAAGUCCAGUUUACGGUGUUUUUGUUAGGAGUUUUGGCUCUGAGGGAUACAACAAAAGGAUGUUUGUUUUUUUUCAGCCGGAAAUGUUGUUACCUGCAUUUUUAGAAACCGAUGGAAGUGUCAACCCUGAAACAUGAAAGAGGCCUGUUCUGCUAGGGAACAGAGAGCCAACGGCUGUUGGAGAUGGCUGGAGCAUACAAUAAUAGCUGCUCCAACAAAUUAGCCUUUUCAGUUAACGGACUGUCAUUUUGAGCUCCUGUUUGGCGUAAAGAUCCAUACUCGUCGCAUGAUGCUGUCAUUAGUAAGUGUGUUUAGGGCAGUCCGCUCUCGACAAAGCAGAUCUUUGCAGUAUUCAAACUUUUUGCUCUGCUUCUGAUCAUGUUUGUCAGGCUUUUAAAUUUCUGUGCCAGUUCAAAAAAAAAAAAA
Molecule: messenger RNA, 4042 nt
Organism: Colossoma macropomum (tambaqui)
Lineage: Eukaryota; Metazoa; Chordata; Actinopteri; Characiformes; Serrasalmidae
Gene: tbc1d22a
Product: TBC1 domain family, member 22a
Exons: 13
Coding region: 159-1799 (546 amino acids)
Biological process (GO): activation of GTPase activity
Molecular function (GO): GTPase activator activity
Source: RefSeq, a predicted model, not a curated record